GUCCGCUCACCUCUGCCUGUCAGCCGGCCCCGAGGGGAGGGACAUGGGCGGAGCCCCGGGUGCUGGAGGCCGGUGACAUCACCCAGAAGAUCGUGUCCCCCCCAGUACCCGAGACCGGAGCCGAGGGCCGUGUCCAGGGCCGCGUCAGGGGGCAGGAGGGUGGGGAGCGCAGGCCGGGAGCGCCGAGCCUGCAGUGGGGACGAGAGCAGGCAGGCGCCUCCUGUCCAGCCUCUUCCUCCAUUCGGCCUUAACCCUCCCCGCCCCCCUCAGUUGACUUCUGCAAACGUCUAGCGGGCACCUGAGCUGGGCCACACCCUCGAGUGCCUGCGCCCUGGGCAGGAAGCAGGCGGGCCCGGUGGGACCUGGGCCUGCCUCCCCUUGGUGCUCAGAGCCAUGGGUACCUGGGUGUUUCAUCCCAGCGUUCCGCCUUAAGUUCUCCUGGAUCUCCACUCCAGCCCUUGGGGAGGGAUGCAAACCUGCCUGUCACCACUAAGUACGACUGAUAACCUCGCUUCCUCCUCCCCAGGGAGCCCAGGGGAGGCGCCCUCCCGAGGCCACCGCUGCUCAUGCAGACCACUCAGCCAUCUGGCUACUGAUGUCAUGAGUAACACGACAGUGCCCAAUGCCCCCCAGGCCAACAGUGACUCCAUGGUGGGCUAUGUGUUGGGGCCUUUCUUCCUCAUCACCCUGGUCGGGGUGGUGGUGGCUGUGGUGAUGUACAUGCAGAAGAAGCAGCGGGUGGACAGGCUGCGCCACCACCUGCUCCCCAUGUAUAGCUACGACCCCGCGGAAGAGCUCCAUGAGGCUGAGCAAGAGUUGCUGUCUGACGUGGGCGACCCCAAGGUGGUUCGCGGCUGGCAGAGCAGCUACCAGCACAAGAGGGUGCCCUUGCUGGACAUCAAGACGUAGACUGGUCAUGCUCCCUCCCCCCAUGCUACCCACCCAGACAGGUGCAGGGUAUCUAUUGGGGAAGCACCCUUGGCUGGUGCCAGGCCAAGCCGGCCUGGCACUUAAAGAGUGGGUGGCUGGGUGACAGCUUUGCUUCCUCUAGCCUGCUUGGAGUUGGUUUUGCAUAAUCCAAGAGGCCUCUGAAGUUGUUCCCAUGGUGACAGGCUCAGAUGUAUAGUAUCCAGUGUAUAUAUUUUGUAAAUAAACUUUUGUGGCUUCAA
Molecule: messenger RNA, 1169 nt
Organism: Cricetulus griseus (Chinese hamster)
Lineage: Eukaryota; Metazoa; Chordata; Mammalia; Rodentia; Cricetidae
Source: RefSeq, a predicted model, not a curated record